Molecule: messenger RNA, 576 nt
Organism: Ilex paraguariensis (yerba mate)
Lineage: Eukaryota; Viridiplantae; Streptophyta; Magnoliopsida; Aquifoliales; Aquifoliaceae
Source: the annotation of a GenBank genome assembly
AUGGCAGCUUCGUCAUCCUCUGCCGAUGCCAUUGGGACUACAGAGAGAAGGGGAAUACCGGCGGCCGCAUUCGUAGAAGACGUCCAAGCCUAUCUGACUCAAUCAGGUCUAGAUGUCAACUCUUCCCUCGCUUUCCUCCAAGAAAGACUUCAACAAUACAGGGUGGUGGAAAUGAAACUUCUUGCUCAGCAGAGGGAUCUUCAGGCAAAGAUUCCUGACAUCGAGAAGUGCUUAGACAUAGCUACCACUUUGCAAGCUAAGAAGAGUGCUGGUGAGGCAUUGAUUGCUGAUUUUGAAGUGUCAGAAGGCAUCUACUCCAGGGCUUGCAUUGAGGACACUGAUUUUGUGUGUCUGUGGCUGGGAGCAAAUGUGAUGCUGGAGUAUUCUUGUGAAGAGGCUACCACUCUUCUACAGAAGAACUUGGAAAACGCUAAAGCCAGUUUAGAAGUUCUUGUUGCUGACCUACAAUUCUUACGGGAUCAAGUGACAAUUACCCAGGUCACAAUUGCUCGUGUAUACAACUGGGAUGUUCAUCAACGUAGACUCCUGAAAACCACUGCUCUUAAAGAUUCAUGA